AAAUUAAAAAAAAAAAAAUAAAUAAAUAAUGAGAUUCCAAGUACAUUUAAUCUUCCUUGUACAUUUCCUGCUCAAUGUUGGAAUAUCUAUACCACUACCAGUUAAGGAUUUAAAGGAUUAUGAUACGGUUACUGGAGCAUCAGAGAAAAAUUCAACAGAUAAGAUUGACGAUCUCUUGUUGUUGGUAUUGUUGUUGUGCUCAUGAAAUGAAAUGUCCUCCCUCCACCGAAACCGCCGAUACAUUGCCAUCGUCAACGGUGCAACACACAAUAAAAUUCGAAACUACUUUAAAACCACGAGGCAUUCGCAUUACCGUUGAAGAGGAACACGAAGAACACCCGGCAACAUCACAAGAUGCCUUGACCACGGCAGAGCAAAACUAUUUCUCAACCUACUAUCAUCAUCCGAGCCUGCCACCAUUGGGCCACUCCCGACCCUAUUACCAAGCCACAGAAGAGCCAUUCUUUCGCACAUAUCUCAAUCAACAGCAUCAGAAACAUUUCCUCACAAAGGUGCGACCCCAAGCCUUUACACAUUACGAUUCCAGCAUUUUGGGUUCGGGAGAUUUUGGUAUUUUACGUGGCGGUACCUUUUACUCGGACGAAGAUCUGGGUUAUCAUCAAGAGAGUACUGGAGAUUUUUAUUACAGUGAUGCCAGCAGUAAUUCCCACAGUGGUCCCGCCACAGAGGGCUUCAUACAAAAAUACACCUACCCUGAGGAACAGUUUGCACAAUUUCGUGAUUUUGCCGAUUUAAAUGCACCCUCAGAGGCGGAUUUUUCACAAUAUGUUGUUGUCUAUGCGCCCAAGAAUUCUUCGAGUCCAAAGACAGAGUCGAGACAUGGGCCAAAUAACAUUUUCGAACAAUUACAACAAAUCGAUGAAGAAAAGGCAGCCGAAGAGAGAAAACUGAAAAAGAAUACUUCGUCGACGUUGAGUUCAAAGAAAAUGAAAUUGGUUAAAACAAAAAUUGUCAAAAAGAAAUGGUUACCGAAGGUGCCAAAAGUCAUCAACGAAGAAGAUCCUUUGUUGGCUCUAAGUUAAUGAGAUCAAAAAGCAGUAGAAGUAACCCAAGGUGUUCGGAAGAAAUUAGUUAACGGUCAAAUUUUUAAAUUUAAAAUUUGGACAAAUCCUGACAAUUAUGUGUAUAUAUUGUAUAAUUUGAAAUAACUGCCUAAAUUUCGUGUAGAAAUUUGUACAUUUAACCUGCAAGUAGUUAAAAUUAGAUUUAAACAUUUACACCACUAUUUUUUACGCAAUAAAUUUUUGUACGGUA
Musca domestica (house fly) is the source of this 1275-nucleotide messenger RNA. RefSeq lists its product as uncharacterized. Lineage: Eukaryota; Metazoa; Arthropoda; Insecta; Diptera; Muscidae. The record is from RefSeq and is a predicted model, not a curated record. Bases 120 to 1043 code for a protein of 307 amino acids. The transcript has 3 exons.